UGCCAUUGUCGUUAUCACCAACAUAGCCAGUUUGGGCUCUCAGUUUUUUGAGUAUGCGCUUUCCACGUGAAGCAACUAAUGCCUGCUGGUUCUGGGCGCCUUGGUAAAGGUGUCUCCCGCAAUUUUCAGCCGAAUAUGUUGGGCCAGCACACGAUCCCGUCACUCGUGGCGCCGCAGGGAGAGCCCGACCAAGACCCAUUGAACCAUGCCGUCGAAUGUGAAGUCCAGCAGCAGGGCGCCCACCCCUUCGGAGCGCAUCCAGACCGCUACGACAACCUCGUCCCCAUCAGCAAGAGCAACUUCUACUUGGGCGCCAGCACCUUCCACAAGAACUGCCUCCCUGUGAAGUUCCGCAGGACCCUUCUCGAGGCGAUGGCCUCAAACCUCUUCCCAAUGCAUCGCUCGUGCGAGACCCCGGAGAUCGUCAUCGACGCCCUGCUCUUCAUCGGCACGAGGUUGACGCCUCACUUCAAGAUCAAGAACUUCGGCAAUGACCUCAACAAAGGCCUCGUCCGCUCAAAGCUCCACGCGCAGUCCAAGCUCGUCCUCCAGCACGAUGUGGAGCGCAAGAGCGCGUUGAUGGGGCGCCUCGUGAUGUUCACGGCGAUCAGCAAGGCGCUGGACCUCGGCUACCCCGAGUGCUACGGCGACGUCGCGCCACCGCUGCCGCCUCCAGCUCAGCCGCCACCGGUGGCAGCUGCUGAAGAUGAUGCUCCCGAGAGAAUCAGUGAUGAUGACGGCUCUGACUGAGCGGCCAGCUGCGCCCGCCUGUUUUGAGGCGCCACUUGCGCCUGUUGCCCUUCGGUGCUUUCUCGUGGGUCGGGCAGGCGUGGAUCAGGG
This is a messenger RNA of Prorocentrum cordatum, 840 nucleotides long. NCBI's taxonomy places the organism in Eukaryota, Dinophyceae, Prorocentrales, Prorocentraceae. The record is from the annotation of a GenBank genome assembly.